Molecule: messenger RNA, 315 nt
Organism: Staurois parvus
Lineage: Eukaryota; Metazoa; Chordata; Amphibia; Anura; Ranidae
Source: the annotation of a GenBank genome assembly
GGAGCGACAGGUCUCGGGCCCCCAGGCGGAGCGGCGGGCGCCGGACCCCCAGGCGGAGCGACAGGUCUCGGGCCCCCAGGCGAAGCGGCGGGCGCCGGACCCCCAGGCGGAGUGACAGGCAUCAGGUCAUUUGGCUCGACAGCGGGCACCGCGUCAUCUGGCAAGGCAGUGGGCACCAAGUCACCAGGCACGACAGUGGGCCCUGAGUCAAUUGGCACGACAGCGGACACCAAGUCAUUUGGCUCGCCAGCGGGCACCACGUCAUCUGGCAAGGCAGUGGGCACCGAGUCACCAGGCACGACAGUGGGCUCUGAG